This is a messenger RNA of Tripterygium wilfordii, 784 nucleotides long. Its product is annotated as guanosine deaminase-like. Gene Ontology annotation, molecular function: zinc ion binding; guanosine deaminase activity. Gene Ontology annotation, biological process: purine nucleoside catabolic process. The record is from RefSeq and is a predicted model, not a curated record. NCBI's taxonomy places the organism in Eukaryota, Viridiplantae, Streptophyta, Magnoliopsida, Celastrales, Celastraceae. The coding region runs from base 143 to 703 and encodes 186 amino acids. The transcript has 5 exons.
CGGAGUAGAAUUUUAUAUCAACCACUCUCUCACGUCCCUUCUCUCUCUCCUUCUCUAUCUAGUCGUUGCACAACUGCAGUUCAUCUCUCUGUGAAUCCCAUUCUCGUCUAAGUAUCUUCGAUCGCUUCUCUGAGUCAUCGUCAUGGAGGAAGCUAAGGCGGUGGAAGCGAAAGAUGGAACUAUUUCAGUAGCUUCUGCUUUUGCUGGUCAUCAAGAAGCGGUACAGAAUAGAGACCACAAGUUCUUGUCAAAAGCAGUAGAAGAAGCAUAUCAAGGGGUUGAAAAUGGGGAUGGCGGUCCAUUUGGUGCAGUUGUUGUUUGUAAUGAUGAGGUAGUUGCGAGCUGUCACAACAUGGUUCUGAAACACACAGACCCAACUGCACAUGCGGAGGUUACAGCCAUCAGAGAGGCAUGUAAGAAGCUCAAUCAGAUUGAGCUAUCCGACUGUGAAAUAUAUGCCUCCUGUGAGCCUUGUCCGAUGUGUUUUGGUGCCAUCCAUCUUUCAAGAAUCAAGAGGUUGGUCUAUGGAGCAAAAGCUGAAGCUGCUAUAGCUAUUGGGUUCGAUGAUUUUAUUGCGGACGCAUUAAGAGGUACCGGGUUUUAUCAGAAGUCUCACUUGGAGAUCAAAAAAGCUGAUGGAACUGGUGCUAUUAUUGCCGAACAAGUAUUUGAGAAAACAAGGGAAAAAUUUACCAUGUAUUAAGUUAUUUGUCAAGUUUAUUGGAUAUUAAUAAUUUUCCAUGCCCUUGAAUGGAUUAACAAUACAGGGGAAAAGGGCUUGCAA